This is a messenger RNA of Dimorphilus gyrociliatus, 1915 nucleotides long. Lineage: Eukaryota; Metazoa; Annelida; Polychaeta; Dinophilidae. The record is from the annotation of a GenBank genome assembly.
AUUUUGGACUCGCCCUACAAACUAGUAGCUGGUUGGUUAAAAGUUGGCCUCAUUUAAAUAGCAACUGAACGAAUGCGCUACAAACUACAAAAUGGAAUAUUCUACUUCACAAGUCAACUCUCGGGCGUUUACCGCAAAUUCUAGCUACGGAAAUUUAGCCUACGCAACACUGAAUGGUUACACAGAACCUUCAAUUGGUUCUAAUUUAGAGGAGUCCGCAAAAGCUAGAAGAAAAGACGAAAGUACCAUGGAUGAUAGCGGAGUAGACGAUUCCAGUCCGCACAAAAAUUCCUCUCCGGAAACUAAGGAAGAUUUAGAUAAGGAAAAGAAAUGUAGAAGAUCUGAGAAACCACCUUAUUCGUAUAUUGCUCUUAUUGUUAUGGCAAUACAAGCGUCUCCGAGUAAAAGGUGUACUUUAAGCGAAAUUUAUCAAUUUUUGCAGUCUCGAUUUUCAUUCUUUCGGGGACAGUACCAGGGUUGGAAGAACUCGGUCCGUCAUAAUUUGUCAUUGAACGAAUGUUUCAUAAAAUUACCUAAAGGCCUCGGUAGACCAGGCAAAGGCCACUACUGGACAAUCGACCCAACCGCUGAAUUUAUGUUUGAGGAGGGUUCUUUCAGAAGAAGACCCCGUGGUUUUCGCAGAAAGUGUCAAAGCGCUCUUAAGCCCUUUGGAAUGCUAGCUGCACCUCCUCCUGCCCCACAUUCCAGCACGACGAAUUUGGCGCCGACGAUGCUCACCUCCUAUGAUAUGAUGACUCAACAGACCGCUCAUGCUGUAAAUCCCUAUGACUACAAUUAUCAUCAUCAUCAGGCGACUUCUGGGUUACCUCCAAUAUCGUCUGACUACAAUUCGUCGUCAUGUGCGAUUGACAGAAAUAGUUGGAUGAAGGCGUAUGUUAAGCAGGAGGGAGAAUAUGGAAAUAUAAGUGAAGGCGACCAUUUUGCUGCCGAAUUAGAUGAAAAGCAAACUGGACAGUUAGACGUAAAUAUUGACGAGGAAAGAAUGUGCCAGUGCAUGCAUGGCGGUGAGAAUUUCUCAAAACACCUUGUUUAAAAAUGAAACGUCUGCAGGCCAGUGGACGUUAGGACACUCUUAUCUUCAUCAAGAUCAAAGGCAGGGACGGUGUUGAUGAAUUCAUUAGACGAGCAAAAUCGGACAUUUUGCAUCUGGCACAGACAUUAGGCGAAUGCUGCAAGUCGGCUUUGGCAAGUACGCGUGACCACCAAACGCAACCACAUUGCGCCAAACGUGUCUAACUUGGCUGCCUGCGAGCCGUUUUCUUCGUCCGACUUGUCUGUCUAACGCACAUUUUUAUCGCUCUGGUCCUAAGUAACAAAGAUUUCUUUCACCUUAUUAAAUUAUAUUGUAUUAAUUACACAGAAUCUGAGUGAAUAGAUCAAAAAAUAUACUACUAAUGUACUAAAAAUUUGAGCUGAGAGUAGCUGCUAAACGUCCAAAAAUUUCACUUGUGGUCCUUCGAUGAAAGUAUAUCAAAACUGUAAUCAAUUAUUAAGUUUGAUAUCUUCAGUAAAUCCGUAAAAAAAUUCAGAAUAGCUUAAAACAAUCGUACUAGAGAGGGCGCAGAUAUCACACACAGCGACAUCUAUUGAUUGUAAAAAACCCGAAGAAUACAUUUUUGCUUUUAUAAGUUAUACUCUCAUCUAAGAUUAUAGUUCAAACAAAUCUUCAUUACGGAAUUAUUUGGAACCUUCGAUACGGGCUGAAGAAUCAAUAAACUUCUUGUUUAUGAAAAAAUGAAAACAUUUGGCUGGAAAUUAUGAUUUCGCUCUUAACAAUAAUACUUUUGUAUAAUAUGAUAAUCCUGAUGAUUUAUUUUAAAUAGAAAAAUUGGUAUUUACUUUCGAUUUCAUAUCCUAUUAUAUCUUUAUUGUUUUUCAAUAAAAAAUGUAUGCA